CAGCGGGAAGUGGGGAUGGGGGAGCCCCUCCAUGGAGCCCAUAGGGUACAGGAGCAUGGCAGGAUGGGGGCUGGCCUCAUCCUGUGCUUCUGUCAGCAUGGCUGCAGGCCAGGAGGGAGCAGCAUGCCAGCAAGGAGCAAGCCUGUCCGACCUGUUCCUCCAGGCUCAGGGGCCCAGAACAGGCUGCUGUUCCCAGCUGGAGCACUGGACACCCCAGGGCUCAGUGGAGGGCAGGCAGGAGGGGAAGGGAGGCUGGCACAGCAGUGGCAGUGGGUGCUGAUGGGACUCAGGCAUCCUGGCCCCAAAACAGGAGUGUGACACCCCCACCCCAGCACCCGUUUUUGGGCUCAGCUCAGUUUGGGUGAGCCCAAUGCUGGACUGAGGAUGCUCUGGGGGGGCCUGGGGGGCCCAUGGAGGUGCAGCACCACUGGUGCUUGAUCUUAAUCACCUGCAAUAGAUGCCCGGGCUGGAUCCUGGCACUGGCACAGUGCUGUGACCCCAGGAUGCUUCUCCUCCUUUGGUGGUUUCCCUGCAAAACGGGCAGUGGGGGCUGGCAAGGGAGAAACAGAGAAAACAGGGAAAACAGAGCUGUUGAGCCAGGCACAGGACAGAUCCUCCACAACUGUUUCCCAGGAAAUUCCAACCCUAAAAAAAGCCUGUUUUUGUGCUGAGAGGUUGCAAAACUGCAAGAGGAGCAGCCAGACACCCUGUGUCACCCAGCCGUGGGGCCACGGGGGAUCUCAGCAGGGGCCGUCCCUGGCCAGCACAAGGGGCUCGUUUGGGUGCUGGCCGAUUGGGUCAGCCCUGCCUUCCUGGAAGGUGGCCUUUGAAACCAGCAGCAUUUCCUUAAAGUCUCCUCAGGGGAAAGUCCCCGCGGUGCCGUUCCCGCGGCCGGGACGGUCGCACCGCCUGCUGCCUCCAUAAAACACGGGCCAGAGGCGGGCAGGCAGCGGGGACAUCGCACCAUGGGCAACUGGCUGGUCAACCACUGGUUCUCAGCCGCCGUCCUCGCAGCCUGGCUGGGCAUCAACAUCUUCCUCUUCACCUACUACUUUCUGUUCUUUGACCGGGAUGAGCAGUAUUUCUACACCAGAGCCAUCCUUGGGUCUGCCUUGGCGUGGGCUCGAGCAUCAGCCAAGUGCCUCAACUUCAACAGCAUGCUGAUCCUGCUGCCCGUCUGCCGCAACCUGCUGUCCUUCCUCCGCGGGACCUGCUCGUGCUGCCGGCGGACGUUGCGGAAGCAGCUGGACCACAACCUCACCUUCCACAAGCUGGUGGCCUACACGCUGGCCCUGCUCACAGCUGUGCACACCAUUGCCCACCUCUUCAACCUGGAGCGCUACAACCAGAGCCAGCAGGCCACCGACGGCAGCCUCCCCGCUGUCCUCUCCAAAAUGCACCUGCAGGGCAGCAAGUGGCUGAACCCCAUCCACUCCAACCAGACAACCGUCGAGUACGUGGCUUUCACGACCAUCCCGGGGCUGACGGGGGUGAUCAUCACGCUGGCACUCAUCCUCAUGGUCACGUCCUCCACCGAGUUCAUCCGCAGGAACUACUUUGAGCUCUUCUGGUACACACACCACCUCUUCCUCAUCUACUUCGCUGGCCUCGUCAUCCACGGCAUCGCUGGGCUGGUGCGUGGGCAGACGGAGCAGAGCAUGGCAGAGGUGCACCCCUACCAGUGCUCCGAGUACCUCGCCCUGCGGGACCAGAACUGCACCCACAACUGCUGCAAAGACCCCGAGUUUGGGAGCAUCCCUGCCGAGUCCUGGAAGUGGGUUCUUGCCCCCAUCAUCCUCUAUGUUUUUGAGCGGAUCCUGCGGGUCUGGCGUGCACAGCAGAAGGUGGUUGUCACCAAGGUGGUCAUGCACCCUGCCCGUGUGCUGGAGCUGCAGAUGCAGAAGAAGGGCUUUUGCAUGGAGGUGGGGCAGUACAUUUUUGUCAACUGCCCCUCCAUCUCCCCGCUGGAGUGGCACCCCUUCACCCUCACCUCUGCACCCGAGGAAGAUUUCUUCUCCAUCCACAUCCGGGUGGCUGGCGACUGGACAGAGCGUCUCAUUGACACCUUCCAAUUGGAAAUACCCAGGAUCGAGGUGGAUGGUCCCUUUGGCACGGCCAGCGAAGACGUGUUCCAGUACGAGGUGGCCAUGCUGGUUGGAGCAGGCAUCGGUGUCACCCCCUUCGCCUCCAUCCUCAAGUCCAUCUGGUACAAGUUCCAGCAGGCUGACCAGACCCUCAAGACCAAGAAGAUCUACUUCUACUGGCUCUGCCGGGACACAGGAGCCUUUGCCUGGUUCAACGACCUGCUUGCCUCCCUGGAGCAGAAGAUGGCCGAGUCGGGCAAGGCAGACUUCCUCACCUACCGUCUGUUCCUCACAGGCUGGGACACCAGCAUUGCCAACAACGUGGCGCUCCACUUCGACACCGCUACGGACACAGUGACGGGCCUCAGGCACAAAACCAUCUUCGGGCGGCCCAUGUGGAACAUGGAGUUUGCAGCGGUGGCUGCAGCCCACCCCAGGUCAGUGGUCGGUGUGUUCCUCUGUGGGCCAGAGGCCCUGGCAAAGAGCCUGCAGAAGUCUUGUCACCAACACUCCAGCCUGGACCCCAGGAAGGUCAAAUUCUAUUUCAACAAGGAAAACUUUUAAGUGGCAGCGAGGCUGGUGCCCCAGCGGGCAGGGACCCUGAUUGUUGCCUCAAGCCUCUUCCAAAGCAAAGCCAGGGAAAAGUAUCUGUGCACGCACUGAAGCCAGGCAGGACACAGCAAGGUACUGCGUCUCCACGAAAAAUUCCAGGUUCAAAGACUGCUGUCCUCCUGUUCUGGUGUACAAGGGGUCCCCAUGGAGCAAGCGGGCCUGUAGCUCCAGGCAGUCCCCUCACUGGGAAACCACUCGUUCUGUGAUGCUGCUGGAGCCCAGCGGGUUGGGCAGAACCACGGGGUGGGGAUGGGACGUGGGCAUCCACGCAGGUGUCAGGGGCCAAACAUGCCUCAGAGCCUCAACAGUCUUUUGUAUAAGAAUAAAUUAAACUUCUUUGUAAUGAAA
Parus major (Great Tit) is the source of this 3044-nucleotide messenger RNA. RefSeq names its product NADPH oxidase 1 (gene NOX1). Gene Ontology annotation, cellular component: NADPH oxidase complex; plasma membrane. NCBI's taxonomy places the organism in Eukaryota, Metazoa, Chordata, Aves, Passeriformes, Paridae. The record is from RefSeq and is a predicted model, not a curated record. Gene Ontology annotation, molecular function: superoxide-generating NAD(P)H oxidase activity. Gene Ontology annotation, biological process: defense response; superoxide anion generation. The transcript is spliced from 13 exons. Bases 966 to 2648 code for a protein of 560 amino acids.